GAGAAACCCCUUAACUGGCCCACCCGCAAGAAGGGCCUUACCCUCGCCAUCCUAGGCUCCUACACCUUCCUCUCCGCCUUCGGCUCCACGAUCAUGGCUCCCGGACUUACCAAAAUGGCAAUCUUUACGUUCCACUUCACGUCUGAAACGACUGGUGCAUUUCUCGUUUCGAUCUACCUCCUCGCAUACGCAAUAGGUCCACUCCUCCUCGCUCCACUAUCCGAGCUAUAUGGGAGAAGACCAGUCCUGAAUGGGUCGUUGCUGUUCUUCACCGUAUUUUCGAUCGCGUGUGCCCUCGCCAAAACCACCACCCAAAUGGCAACCUUCCGAUUCCUCUCCGGCCUCGGCGGCUCAGCUCCCCUCGCCAUUGGAUACGCCUCCGGAACCGAGAUCUACGUCCCCGCCCAACGACGAACAUCUGGUGCGAUCCUCGCUUUGGGACCAUUGUUGGGGCCUGUGUUGGGGCCUGUCGUGGGUGGCUUCGUGACGUAUCGUGUCCAGGAUUGGAGAUGGUUGUUUUGGACAUUGUCGAUUGUGUCUAGUGUGGUGUGUUUAUCCGGUAUCCCAUUCCUCCCCGAAACCUACGAACCCGCUAUCCUCGCCGCCAAAAUUCGGCGCAUGCACACCUCCUCCUCAGAAGGUCAGGUAUCGGUGAGAAACCACUUAUUGCACAGCUUCACAACGCCCCUUCGCCUCCUCUUCACCUCCCCCAUCGUCUUCCUCCUCGCCCUCUACCAAGCAAUCAUUUACGGCCAACUCUACCUUUUCUUCGUCAUCUUCCCCUCCACAUUCGAACAAACCUACCACGAAAGAAUCGACAUCGCAUCCCUAAACUACCUCGCAUUCGGGAUCGGAUUCCUCAUCGGUCUCGUGUGUCUCUCGAUCAUGAUUAAGGUAGCUUGGGCGCGGGCAAAGCGGUCACUUCCCGCCAAUGUGGACCCGGAGCCUGAAGUCUGGCUCAUAUGUCUCCUCCCCGCCGCGAUCAUCUUACCCAUCGGCCUCUUCCUCUUCGGCUGGUCCGCCCACAAUCAUUGGCAUUGGACCCUCCCCGCCCUCUCCUCCUUCCUCUUCGCCCUCUCCCUUCUCCAAAUUUACAUGUCCUCAACCCUCUACCUCGCCCAAGCCUUCCCACCCCAAACAUCCGCCUCAGCACAAGCGUCUCUCAUGCUGUUCCGCUCACUACUUGGGUUUGCGUCGCCGUUGUUUGGGGUGAAGAUGUUUGAGGGGUUGGGGGUGGGGUGGGGGUGUAGUGUGUUGGGGUUUGUUGCAGUGUGUGUUGGGGUGCCGGGGAGUUUUGGGUUGUGGAGGUGGGGGAGGUGGUUGAGG
Messenger RNA from Saitoella complicata NRRL Y-17804, 1326 nucleotides. RefSeq names its product MFS general substrate transporter. Gene Ontology annotation, biological process: transmembrane transport. The transcript has a single exon. The annotation marks the transcript as partial. Gene Ontology annotation, molecular function: transmembrane transporter activity. Gene Ontology annotation, cellular component: membrane. The record is from RefSeq and is a predicted model, not a curated record. Lineage: Eukaryota; Fungi; Ascomycota; Saitoellomycetes; Saitoellales; Saitoellaceae.